Megalops cyprinoides (Indo-Pacific tarpon) is the source of this 1020-nucleotide messenger RNA. It is a transcript of the gene tectb, whose product is annotated as tectorin beta. The coding region runs from base 1 to 1020 and encodes 339 amino acids. The record is from RefSeq and is a predicted model, not a curated record. Gene Ontology annotation, cellular component: cell surface. Lineage: Eukaryota; Metazoa; Chordata; Actinopteri; Elopiformes; Megalopidae. The transcript has 10 exons.
AUGGUUGGCGUCAGUGUGCUGCUGGUUCUCCUGCCUGUUGCAUGGAGUUGCCCUCCACAGAAAGCUGAUUACGUCAUGGUCUCCUGUUUCCCCAACACCAUCAUCGCCAACGUACCGGAGUGCCCGUAUGGCUGGGAGAUCGAUCAGCUGUCUCUGGGCGGUGUGUGCUACAGCGGGGUGCAUAGUGUGGGCUUCUACCGUUUCGCCAUCCCUGACCUGACCCCCAAAAACCACUCCUACUGCGGCACGAUGUCAGAGUACAUCGGAGGAAAAGACCCCAAGUACGUGUUUUAUAACUCCAUUGUAUCCAACGACACGUCCCUGACUGUCAGAAACCAGCCCGUGAACUACACCUUCAGCUGCAUCUACCGUGCUGCUUACCUGGUGAACAACGCUGUGUUCAGCCAAAGAGUGGCUACAGUUUAUGUCAACAACGGAAGUAUAGGUUCUUUUAAAUCUCAGUUGUCUAUGAACGUGUUUACUAAUUCCAAGUUCCUCUAUGCCAAGGACGCACCUUAUGUGAUUGACACAUCAGAGAUUGGCUCUGAAGUCUUCAUUGGGAUUGAAGCAAAGGGACUGAGUAACAGAUUCAAAGUUGUGAUCAGUAACUGCUGGGCUACACCCACACCAUUCUCCACCGACAGGAAGAGGUGGAGCCUCAUUAUCAACAGCUGCCCGGCAGACACCACCGUGACCAUCUUCGAGAAUGCCAAAGACAGCCGCUCCAUGUUCAAGUUCCACUCCUUCCGCUUCCAGCGCCUAGAGAAGGUGUCCACCGUCUGGCUUCACUGUGAGGUGCAGGUCUGCGAUGGAGAAAAACUCUUCUGCCAGCCAGCACCUUGCAUCAUAAGAAGUUCCACAUCAGCAUCAGACCCGAAUGGGGGUGUCUUGACCGCAGAGUUUCAAAUUAAAGCUGAGGGAUCAGACGCUCACAGACACCUUGCAGGAACCCCGCUGUGUAUGCUGUGUUUAUUUCUCAUAAACGUGCUCCUGGGGUGUCUUCAACCACCAAAGGUUUAA